This is a messenger RNA of Phytophthora sojae, 1881 nucleotides long. RefSeq lists its product as hypothetical. The record is from RefSeq and is a predicted model, not a curated record. The coding region runs from base 1 to 1881 and encodes 626 amino acids. The transcript is spliced from 4 exons. NCBI's taxonomy places the organism in Eukaryota, Oomycota, Peronosporomycetes, Peronosporales, Peronosporaceae.
AUGAACACGACACAGUUCGACAACGGGGAGUUCUGGCUGCUGCCUCAGCAAGAUACCUCACUGGUUGUCUCCUCCAUCGUGCUGCUGUCGAUAUUUGGGAUUGGUUAUACAGCGUUGGCAGUAAUCAUGAUCUUCUAUUAUCCUUUGGAUCUCCCGAAGCUCAUAUUCCAGACGCUCACACUCUAUACGUACCUUCGAAAGGGAUUUCCGACUGCGAUCAUCUACUACUACUCCGUCCUGUUGCUUUGCAACUGGCUCGUAACUUGCUAUCGAAGCCAGCGCUACGUGUCCGAUCCAGAUUUGAUCAUUGCUCGCCUCUACUACACCUUUGACCUUUUCUUUGCAGUGUUUGCACCUCUCGUGGUUCUGAUCUACUUCAUCUACACCUUCAAGUUCGAUCGUGCAGAGUUUCUCACUCGUAUGGAAAGUAUCACCCCUGGGUCUUUUGAUAUCGUCGCCCGCAUCUUCGGUGAUCCGUCGCAAAUUUCGAGCUUUUGCAGCGCGUUCCACUACUUGCAGUUCUCGUCGGGCACUGCGCUCUUCUACAAGUCUGCUCUGAACGUUCUAUCGAUAUACAAGUGGCGGAAGAUCAUCAUGACGUUGAAUCACAACCAUCACGAGCGACAAAUCGAACGGAAACGGAAGGCUCUGAUUAAACCGGUCGCGCGUGAAUCACGCACGGGGAGCAUCAAAGCCGCAAUCACGAAAAAGCUUUCCGAGUCGCUGUCGAAGCCCAAAUUCGGGAAGCAUUUUGUUCCCAAGCUUUUUCUAUCGCUUAUCUUCUUCGUUGCAGGUGUCUGCAUGUUUAUCUAUUCAGUCGGCUCUGUGCAGUCCACUGUGGAGUUGUGCAGCAAGUACGAGAAGUGCGUCAUCCCCAGCUACCAGUGGAAUUUCAAUGAGAAGCACUGCACCUGCCUCGUGUUCGUAGACCGCGAGACUUCGCCCACAAAAUAUUCCGAUUGGAUCGACCCACCAGACACCACGUCGAAUCUUGCAGAACUUGCCAUCGCCGGAGAACUACGAAUCGUCCAAAUUAUUAAUCGUGCGGUCCCUGAAUUACCAGAAGAGUUGAAGAAUUGCCGCAACAUCGAGCAAUUAAUCCUCGUCUACACCAAAACUACAGCUCUUCCAGCUUGGCUUGCCGAGUUCACUCAUCUCGAAUACUUCCACCUCGAGGGCGACUACACAAGCAGACGACUCACAACCAUAGCCGACGGCAUCUUUAACAACAUGCCUCACCUCACCUUCCUCCACUUCGGUGGAAUCCCCAACGUUGAGAAGAUCCCAUCGCUCGCAUCUCUAAAGCGCUUACGCUAUCUGACUCUAGCGGUCUUGGACUCGCUCAAGGAGUUGCCAAGCUUCGAAGGGCUGUCCAAACUCGACGACCUCGACAUCGUUCACGCGCUACGAGCCCCCACUUUACCUUCUCUGGCCCCCCUAACGAGCUUGAAAUCCUUGGUGAUCCGAGCGAGAAUGGCUGUCUGCUGCAACGGCUUCAUUACUGGGACGUGCAACAUGACCGAGUCGCAGUGUUUGCCCAUUUCAGGUGAAAAGUACCCUCUCACCUGCACGGAUGAACGAAUCUCAGCUGAGGAUAAACUAUUACUCGACUCGUUCGGAAGCUCAAUCUGCCCCUCCGCGCCUCCACUCAACCGAGAAGCAAUGGCCCCCAGUAAAUAUACGACGGAUGAGCUCUGCAAUGGAGUGAAGUACAAGGAAUGCACCCUCAAUGGCAAGCAAGGAAUCUGCUUUAACACCAGGAUGAUGGUCAUCCAAUGCGAAACGACGUCCGGGUAUAUUGCGAUGCGUAAACUACAUAUCCAGCGUGGCGUUGGGGACGCUUGUGAUCCGAAUGUCGAGGCUUGGCUAGGCUGUAGUUAA